Molecule: messenger RNA, 2194 nt
Organism: Ilex paraguariensis (yerba mate)
Lineage: Eukaryota; Viridiplantae; Streptophyta; Magnoliopsida; Aquifoliales; Aquifoliaceae
Source: the annotation of a GenBank genome assembly
UUCGAAUUUAAAAACCUAAAACCCUAGAACCUGCUUCUUCUAGACCCUUCUUUCCUCUUCACAACUACACCGAACAACAGAGCAUUACCACCUCUGCUUUGUUCCUCCAAAACCUCCACCCACUCUUCUCUAUCUCUCUCUAGAGUGCGAUACGACUUGUAACUUAUACCCUGCAAAAUCUAUAAUCUCUUGGGCUAUAAUAUGUACCGUUUUGCAGCAAAUCUUGCCUCCAAAGCUAGGGUCGCUAACAACAGCGCCAAUCAGAUUAGUAGUAGGUUGAGUUGGAGCAGAAACUAUGCUGCUAAAGACAUUAGAUUUGGCGUGGAGGCUCGGGCUUUGAUGCUUAAGGGUGUUGCAGAGCUCGCCGAUGCAGUUGAAGUGACUAUGGGCCCAAAGGGGCGUAAUGUGGUGAUUGAACAAAGUUGGGGUGCACCCAAAGUGACAAAAGAUGGUGUUACUGUUGCGAAGAGCAUUGAAUUCAAGGACAAAAUCAUGAAUAUUGGUGCAAGCCUUGUAAAACAGGUCGCCAAUGCUACCAAUGACGAGGCUGGUGAUGGUACUACUUGUGCUACGGUCCUGACCCGUGCAAUAUUUACCGAAGGGUGCAAGUCAGUUGCAGCAGGUAUGAAUGCAAUGGACCUUAGACGUGGCAUCACUAUGGCUGUUGAUGCUGUGGUAACAAACUUGAAGAGCAGAGCACGGAUGAUAAGCACAUCUGAAGAGAUAGCACAGGUUGGUACAAUAUCUGCAAAUGGAGAAAGGGAAAUUGGUGAGCUGAUUGCGAAGGCUAUGGAGAAAGUUGGCAAAGAGGGAGUCAUCACAAUUCAAGAUGGAAAGACUUUGUAUAAUGAAUUGGAAGUUGUUGAAGGAAUGAAGCUGGACCGGGGCUACAUAUCCCCAUAUUUUAUCACCAACCAGAAGACCCAGAAAUGCGAAUUGGAUGACCCUCUGAUUCUGAUCUAUGAGAAGAAAAUCUCGAUUAUAAAUGCUGUUGUGAAAUUAUUAGAGUUGGCCUUGAAGAGACAAAGGCCCCUGCUGAUUGUUGCGGAAGAUGUGGAAAGUGAUGCCCUUGCAACUCUUAUUCUCAAUAAGCUUCGUGCUGGAAUCAAGGUUUGUGCCAUAAAAGCUCCUGGCUUUGGAGAAAAUAGGAAGGCCUGUCUGCAGGAUCUUGCCAUUCUUACGGGAGGCGAACUUAUAACUGAGGAACUUGGUAUGGACCUGGAUAAUGUGGAUUUGGAUAUGCUUGGCUCCUGUAAAAAGGCCACAGUAUCCAAGGAUGACACAAUUAUUCUUGAUGGUGCCGGUGAUAAGAAGGCCAUAGAGGAAAGAUGUGAACAGAUAAGGGCAACAAUCGAAUCAAGUACGUCUGACUAUGACAAGGAGAAGUUGCAAGAAAGAUUGGCCAAGCUUUCUGGUGGUGUUGCUGUGUUGAAGAUUGGAGGAGCUAGUGAAAUUGAAGUUAGUGAAAAGAAAGACAGAGUUACGGAUGCACUAAAUGCCACAAAGGCAGCUGUAGAGGAAGGAAUCGUACCAGGCGGUGGUGUUGCUCUUCUAUAUGCAUCAAAAGAAUUGGAAAAACUGCCAACAGCCAACUUUGAUCAGAAGAUUGGUGUCCAGAUUAUUCAGAAUGCCCUAAAGACACCUGUGUAUACAAUUGCCUCUAAUGCCGGGGUAGAGGGGGCUGUUGUUGUUGGCAAGCUGUUAGAGCAGGAUAACUCUGAUCUUGGUUAUGACGCAGCCAAAGGUGAAUAUGUAGAUAUGGUUAAAGCCGGAAUUAUUGACCCAGUAAAAGUAAUAAGAACAGCCUUGGUUGAUGCGGCGAGUGUGGCAUCCCUAAUGACGAUAACUGAGGCUGUUGUAGUUGAGAUUCCCAAGGAUGAGAAGGAAGCUCCAGCAAUGGGCGGCGCCGGCAUGGGUGGCAUGGAUUAUUGAUGGUGCUGAUACAAGCACUUGAACUUAGGGUUUUACCCAUUUGCUGAUUUAUUUGUGAGAUCAAAGACGUCCAUGUAUAGUGAGAGAUAAGUAUGUUGAAGUUUUGAUAAUGUAGAAUAAAAGAGUCAGAUUGCGGCUAGAAAGUUCUUUCACUCAUUUCUUCAAGUAGCAAUGUAUCAUCUUUCCUGCAUAAUUAGAAAUUCAGUGAAUUCUCUUCUUGCAUGGUUGCUAACUAAGUCACUGGGGAUUGCUCAAUUAUGGG